AGGUGUGAAGUAAACGAGGCUCAGGAAAUGAUGUCAUUAGGCCCCUCCCACCCCUCACCUGAACAGAGGGGUAGGGCCAGACUGAAGCUGUCUGUACAGACAGGGGGGAAAAAAACAAGGAACCGUUCACAACCUGUUUGUCUUUGACGGAAAACAUUUUUAUGUGAAAACGAGAAUCCAGAUUGCACAGGAUCUUAUUAAACAACUUUAAAAAAUGGACGUCCCAGAAAAUUCCCCAGGGAUUAUGGGACUUCUGAAAACUUUUGAAGCUUCAGAGUUUGGGAGUUGGGAGAAGAUUGGCUCCGGCGGCUUCGGACAGGUGUACAAAGUACGACAUAUGCAGUGGAAAACAUGGUUGGCGAUCAAGUGCCCUCCUAGCCUUCAUUCAGAUGACAAGGAGCGUGCCGAACUUUUAGAGGAGGCCAAAAAGAUGGAGGCGGCUAAGUUCCGCUACAUCCUCCCUGUAUACGGCAUCUGCAGCGAUCCGCAGGGACUGGUGAUGGAAUACAUGGAGACGGGCUCUUUGGAAACCCUGCUGGCCUCGGAGCCACUGCCCUGGGAGCUGCGUUUCCGUAUCAUCCACGAGACGUCGGUGGGGAUGAACUUCCUGCACUGCAUGAACCCGCCCCUCCUUCAUCUCGACCUCAAACCUGCCAACAUCCUGCUGGACGCACACUACCACAUCAAGAUUUCUGACUUCGGUCUGGCGAGGUGGAAUGGCUUUGCUAGGAACGACGAUAUUAGCCGUGACGGGUUUUGUGGCACCAUCGCCUACCUUCCUCCAGAAAGGAUCAUUGAAAAAGACAGAAUCUCUGACACUAAACACGAUGUGUACAGUUUUUCCAUUGUUAUCUGGGGAAUCCUCGCUCAGAAAAAGCCAUAUCAAGGAGAGAAUAACAUCCUGCACAUAAUGGUUAAGGUAGUGAAGGGCGUUCGUCCAGAUCUCAGCCUCAUUCCCCGCAGUCGUCCCCAGGCCUGCUCAGGGUUCCUGUACCUUAUGCAGAAAUGCUGGGCACAUUCCCCUGAAGCCCGACCCAGUUUUCAAGAGAUCACAUCAGAAGCUGAGGAGCUCUGCACCAAACCUCAUGAUGAGUCCAGAGCUUCUAUUUCUUCAGAACCAGACUGUUCCCCUUGCCCUGCCCCAGCCUCCAGUGAACAGACAAACAACCAAAUGCCAGUGAGGCCGAAGUCAGCCAUGUUACCUGAGAAAGACUACAGCCUGUCCGAGCUGCUGUGUCAGAUUGACUCCGGCUUGUCUCGCAGUUUUAGCAAUGUCAAAGAAGAGUCCCUUGAGAGCAAAGACAACACCAGCAAGAGACUGUCAGGCAUCUCCUCUGUGGACUCGGCUUUCUCAUCCCAAGGCUCGAUUACAUUGUCCUUUGAGAAAGAAAAUGCUGUAAAUGAAUCCAGUGAGUUACAGAGGAAGAAGCUUUGUGAAGCCAUUCGCACUGAAGACAUCGCCAAGCUAAUGAAGAUCCUCCAGCCUCAAGAUGUUGACUUGCUCUUGGAGGGCGGCAGCAACCUGCUCCACUUCGCAGUGAGCCUGGCCAAUGAGGAGGCAGUAAAGUUUCUGCUGCUUAGCAACUGCAACCCUAAUUUGCCCAAUAUUCACGGAGCCACGCCCCUCCACCUGGCUGCCGAAAAGCGGCUGAAGGGAGUGUCUGACAUUCUCCUGAGCCGCAAGACGACAAAUGUCAACGCCAAGGAUGAGGACCAGUACACACCUCUACACUUUGCAGCGCAGAACGGCGAUGAAGCCCUGACCCGCUUACUCCUAGACCGAAAUGCUUCCAUUAACGAAAUAGACGCUCAGGGCCGGACGCCGGCGCAUAUCGCCUGCCACCACGGACAGGAGAAUGUGUUGAGGGUCUUGCUGAGUCGUGGAGCUGACAUCCAUGUGAAAGGUAAAGAUGACUGGACAGCGCUACACCUUGCUGCCUGGAAAGGCCAUUUGGGAAUAGUGAAGCUCCUGGUGAAGCAGGCCGGUGCAGAUAUUGAUGGUCAGACAUCGGACGGGCGCACUCCGCUCCAUCUGGCGUCUCAAAGAGGCCAGUACCGGGUGGCACGGAUCCUGGUGGAGCUUGGCGCUAACGUGCAUCUAACCUCUGAUGGCCUCCACAGUCCGCUUCACGUGGCUGCGGAAACCGGCCACACCAGCACUUCAAGGCUGCUUGUGAAACACGGCGCCGAUAUUCACAGCCAAACCGCUAGCGGCUGCACCGCCCUGCACCUGGCCGCACAGAAAGGCCAUCUGCCAACAGUUAAAAUGCUUCUGGGAGGGGGUGCUGACCCUGAGAGCGUUAACCACGGUCUUCGCACGGCAUGUCACCUGGCCGCUGAGAACGGCCACUGCGAGGUCCUCAAAGAGCUUCUGCAGAGCUGCCCCGACAUCGCCAGUACCCAAGACCGGAAUGGAUUCACUCCGCUUCACCUGGCUGUACGCGGUGGCUACAAAGACGCCAUCUGCGUCCUGCUCAAACGUGGUGCCGAUGCUGCACCGCUGUCCCCGCAGCCCGCUGGAGAACAUACGUUCGACUACACCUCGGAAUCUGAGCCGGAGAGUCCGAAUCCUUUCACCCCCACAAAACUCCAGAGGAAAGUGGUCGUUCUGAAACUCACCAGCCACAAAAACACUGACAGCUCACUGGUCCCUGGUGAAUCGGCACUUUGUUGAGGGUCCUACUGUGGUUUGAACUCAUGGACUCCAGGAACAAACCUUUGCCAAUAUGCUCAUAGACACUUUCUCCCUCUUUUUUUUUUAUUUCUACUUUAUAAAAACUGACAGAUGCUGAAAAAGAGGGACUUAAUGUACAUGUUGUAAUUACUCGGUUAUUGAAAUAUUGACAUUUUCUCCAGCGUUUGGGCUCUUGUUGGCUUUCCCCCUUAAUAAUGGAGUUGUUUUGUAAUUGGAAAGGCAUUUAUGUGUAUGUAUAUAUAUAUAUA
Messenger RNA from Carassius auratus (goldfish), 2943 nucleotides. Its product is annotated as receptor-interacting serine/threonine-protein kinase 4-like. The coding region runs from base 215 to 2674 and encodes 819 amino acids. NCBI's taxonomy places the organism in Eukaryota, Metazoa, Chordata, Actinopteri, Cypriniformes, Cyprinidae. Gene Ontology annotation, biological process: protein phosphorylation. Gene Ontology annotation, molecular function: protein kinase activity; protein binding; ATP binding. The record is from RefSeq and is a predicted model, not a curated record. The transcript has 9 exons.